GGUGUUGAUUCGUAAAAGUACAGGAACUAUAAUAUAGAGCAACCGCAUAUGAUUUAAGCUUUGGAGUCUUUCCUAUAUUCUUUUAUUUCUUUGUUCGUCCAGCUUCGCGUGACUUUUAUCUCCCUCAAUUCUUCAGUGGUUAAGGUUUUUGUGUUUGGCGGUUGAUUGAUUGUUGUUGUGAUUGAAGAAGAUGUGGGCUGCUUCAUGCCUUGCAUCGUGUUGUGCGGCUUGCGCCUGCGAUGCGUGUCGCACGGUGGUUUCGGGGAUUAGCCGGAGAUCUGCGAGGAUCGCCUACUGUGGACUCUUUGCCCUUUCUCUGAUUGUUUCAUGGAUCCUUCGUGAGGUUGCCGCCCCUCUCAUGGAGAAGCUCCCUUGGAUCAAUCAUUUUCAUAAAACACCUAACAGGGAAUGGUUCGAAACAGAUGCAGUGCUGAGGGUUAGCUUGGGAAAUUUUUUGUUUUUCACUAUCCUAUCAGUUCUAAUGAUUGGUGUGAAAAAUCAGAGGGAUCCUCGUGAUGGUUUGCACCAUGGUGGAUGGAUGAUGAAAAUUAUCUGCUGGUUCAUUUUAGUGAUUCUAAUGUUUUUUGUUCCAAAUGAGAUUAUCAGCCUCUAUGAGUCAAUAUCAAAGUUUGGCUCAGGACUGUUUCUUUUGGUUCAAGUUGUGCUUUUACUUGAUUUUGUUCAUGGAUGGAAUGACAAAUGGGUUGGAUAUGAUGAGCAGUUCUGGUACGUUGCUCUGUUUGUUGUUUCACUUGUUUGUUAUUUGGCGACAUUUAGCUUCUCGGGACUUCUCUUCCACUGGUUCACACCAUCUGGACAGGAUUGUGGACUCAAUACCUUCUUUAUCGUGAUGACCUUGAUUCUUGUUAUUUUGUUUGCCAUAGUCGCACUGCAUCCUGCAGUUGGUGGUAGCAUUUUGCCAGCUUCAGUUAUAUCACUAUACUGCAUGUACCUCUGCUACAGUGGACUUGCCAGUGAGCCAAGAGAUUACGAAUGCAAUGGUCUUCACAAUCAUUCCAAAGCAAUUUCUACUGGCACUCUGACCUUUGGUCUGCUUACAACUGUUCUAUCAGUUGUCUAUUCUGCUGUUCGUGCAGGGUCUUCUACAACUAUGCUCUCCCCACCAAGUUCACCUCGUGCAGGAACCGGAAAGCCUUUGCUUCCAUUGGACAAGGCAGAUGAGCAGGAAGAGAAGGAGAAGAAUAAGCCAGUCACAUAUUCAUAUGCCUUCUUCCACAUCAUCUUCUCUCUUGCAAGUAUGUACUCAGCCAUGCUUUUGACGGGUUGGUCGACCUCAGUUGGGGAGAGCGGGAAGCUAGUAGAUGUGGGGUGGCCAUCUGUGUGGGUUCGGAUUGUAACUGCAUGGGCAACUGCAGGUCUUUAUAUCUGGUCUCUGCUUGCUCCUAUUCUGUUCCCUGAUAGGGAAUUCUAAGUCUCCAAACGAGAAGAAGUUGGAUAUUAUUGCAAUAAUUUUACUAUGUUUAUGUGUGUGAUCAGAGAUGGAUUUACAUUCUAAGCCUCUAAAGAGAAGUUUGAUGUUAUUGUAGCAAAUUUACUCUGUAUACGUGUGUUGAUCAGUGAUGGAUUUGUACCCUGCUGAAAUGCUAAGAACCUUCCUGAUAUAUUAUCACCAUGCAAUUAUCACAAAUUUGACAAAAAAAAAAAGUUUUGUUCUUGCUCCCACUG
Molecule: messenger RNA, 1686 nt
Organism: Durio zibethinus
Lineage: Eukaryota; Viridiplantae; Streptophyta; Magnoliopsida; Malvales; Malvaceae
Cellular component (GO): membrane
Source: RefSeq, a predicted model, not a curated record